AAGGAGCUGGAGCACUGCCUGUUCGCCGAGACGCUGGCAGUGGUGGGCACAGGGGACCCACCAAGGGACAAGGCAGAGGGCCAGUGGUGGAUGGCAGCCCAGUGGGCACCCUACAGACGGGAAGGUGAGCCAGUGCGGAACUGCAUCCUGGUGCAAGCCAGGUUCCGAGGCUGGCAGGAUGGCGUGCCUAGAUCCAGCACCCUCAAAGCCUUUGUGACCCCACAGCUGGAGACCCUGGAGCAGGAGGAGCAGGAGUGCUUGGAGCUCACACCACACCCCACAGCGAAGAGUACCCACAUGGUGAGCCACCAGCAUGGGAUGACUGUCACGAAGACCCUCCAGGAGGGAGAGGCAGAGCCACAGUGCCAGAGCUUCUCCUACCGCCAGGACGAGCUGCGGGGGCUGCUGCUGGAGGGUGCCAGCCUCCUGCUGCUGCGGGUGCUGGCACGCCGGCACACAGUGCCCCCCGGCCUCAUCUUCCCAGCCAUCGACACCGAGGGCCACCUCUGCACCUCCAGCUACUCUGCCCUGGGCAUCCAGCGUCAGGCAGUGGGCUCUGCAGAGACGGAGGUGUUUGUGAUGGAGCAAGCCAUGCACACCAGCACAGGCGUCUCCACUGUCUGGCAGAGCAGCUUCCUCCCCAAUGGGCGUUUGGUUCAGAUGACGCAGGUUGGCUCCCCGACGCUGAUGCUUCUGCAGGAUGAGUCCAUCCUCAGCAACUCAGGUGGGUUUGAGCCCCAGCUCCCCUUCCCCAAAGAGCCCCUGAACUGGGAGGAGGACAUCCAGCUCUGCUCCUGGUUCCUGGACAGGAAGGCCUUGCUGCUCCAGCAGCCCCAUGACCCCAUCUCCUUCGCUGCAGAAUUCUUCACCCACCAGCGGCCCAUGGAUACCCCCUUUGCCUCCUCUGGGUCUGCCAGCCCUCUCCCCAGCUCCCCACCUGACCACCGUCCAGCUAAUGGGGAAUAAAGCUGCCAAUACUGCCUG
Molecule: messenger RNA, 984 nt
Organism: Manacus vitellinus (golden-collared manakin)
Lineage: Eukaryota; Metazoa; Chordata; Aves; Passeriformes; Pipridae
Gene: CATIP
Product: ciliogenesis associated TTC17 interacting protein
Exons: 8
Coding region: 91-966 (291 amino acids)
Source: RefSeq, a predicted model, not a curated record